AUGGCCGCGAGUCUCCGCGGUUACGUUUGGACUGGCUUUGAUAACGAAAGCGAAGAGGAUUCUAGGGAGGAAGAUUUAAGAGGAAUAUAUCGUCGACGUGGUGGUGGUGGUAGUAGUGGUGCAAGUAUUAGAGGAAGACAAGGAAGAAAUCCAUUGUUUAUUUUACGGCCAUUGCUAUCGUCGUUACCAGGUCGACGAUUUGGUUCAAGGCCAAGAGCCGAUGGACAAUUACGUCAGAAUGACGUUCAGGAAACAAUAGUUGCUCAAUCUAAUAUAACUAGACGUCGUUUUCAUACAACAGCUGUUCUUGCACUUAAACAGUGCAAGAGAAAACAAACCGCCAGAGUGAGGAAGUGCGUUUGUCUCCCCUCCAAUUAUGCCCUCGUCGAGUUCCCGGUUGUCUGGUCGGAACUUAGAGCUAAUAGACAGCUUUGCGACGGUGCCAUCAGGUGUGCCAAGGACGAGUUAUUUCCUGUUCAUCGAGCCAUACUUUCCGCGGUUAGUCCUUACUUCAAAGCCCUAUUCACUAACAGCCUCAAGGGUGGUAAAAGUGAGACUACCGAGGUAGUUAUCGAUUCGGUUCCCAGUGAAAUCUUUGCUCUGAUCCUCGAUUAUGCUUAUACUGGGACUUGCAACGUUAAUGCUGACAAUGUUGAACAACUUUUACCUUUGGCUGAUCAAUUCGAAGUACUCGGUGUUGUUCAAUUAUGUUGUCAAUUUCUUUUGCAAGAACUCAAGCCGGACAAUUGUUUAGGAAUAUUUAAAUUUGCUCGUCAUUAUUUCUGUCGGGAUCUCGAAGAGAAAGGUAGAAGAUACAUUCGUCAUCAUUUCAAACAAAUACUUUACGAGAGUACCGAGUUCAAAGAAUUACAAUCGGAUGAAUUGGAAUCGAUAUUAUUGGAUGACGAAUUAAACGUUAAAAACGAGGAAAUAGUAUUCGAGGCUGUUAAAACUUGGAUCGAGUAUAAAAUAGAUGAUAGAAAGAUUUAUUUGGCAAAAUUAUUGGAAUGUAUUCGUUACGGAUCGAUGAGUUACAAUUAUUUUCUUGACAAUGUUCUCAAUUGGAAAUACGUUAAGGAAGAUGAUGCCUGUCAACGAAUAUUACAGUCAGCUAAGACUUACUUAACCGAACAGGAUAGCAAACAGAAUGGUGAAAUCGACAUGAGGAAUCCAUUGUCAAGACCAAGAGUACCCUACGAAAUCCUUUUUGCUAUUGGUGGCUGGAGUGCCGGUUCUCCAACUAGUUUUGUUGAGACUUACGAUACUAGAGCUGACAGAUGGUUUCUGUCGGUAAGCACGGAUCUAACACCACGAGCUUAUCAUGGGAUUUGUGCACUCAAUGAUCUCAUCUACAUGAUUGGGGGAUUCGAUGGGAAUGAACAUUUCAAUACCGUAAGGUGUUUCGAUCCAGUUACAAAGGAAUGGCGUGAACGAGCUUGCAUGUAUCACGCUAGGUGUUACGUUAGCGUUUGUACGCACGGUGGCAAGAUUUACGCAUUGGGUGGUUACAAUGGAAGAACCAGAAUGAAUUCAGCGGAAAGAUACGAGCCUCAGAAAAAUCAAUGGGAAAUGAUACCCUCGAUGAAUCGUCAACGUUCGGAUGCAAGUGCAGCUGCACUUAACAACAAGAUCUACAUAGUCGGUGGUUUCAAUGGUCAAGAAAUUCUCGACUCGGCUGAAGUCUAUGAUCUUGAAAGCAAUCAAUGGAGUUACAUUAGAUCGAUGAUCAGUCCUAGAUCCGGUGUAUCAUUGGUUGCAUUUCGUGAUAGUCUUUACGCAUUGGGUGGCUUCAAUGGUUUCAUUAGGCUAAGUUCCGGAGAACGUUACAGUCCAAAUAAUUCUGAGGAUUGGCAGGAGGUCACAGAAAUGUUCAGUCCACGUAGUAAUUUUGCCACGGUUAUUCUCGACGAUAUGAUAUUCGUCAUUGGUGGUUUCAAUGGUACGACUACUAUUGCUUACGUUGAGUGUUACGAUGCUGACAGCAACGAAUGGUACGAUGCCUCACCUAUGAAUCUUAAUCGAAGUGCACUUAGUGCAUGUGUGAUAUCAGGUCUAUCAAAUGCACGAGAGUAUUCUUAUCUGAGCAAAGUACGAGAUCUUGGUCAAGGACAAGCUACUACAAAUAAUCGAGGUAAACCUGAUCAAGCGGGAGAAGGUCCUACCGAGACAAAUGUUGCUAUGAUCAUAGACGAAGCUGUCGGUAGGGAUGCUGCUGGACCAAUCGAUGGUAUGGCCGAGGGUGUUGUUGCAAAUUAUCACGAAGUUAACGACGAGGAACAAGAAAAUCUUUCGUAAUGUCGUGUAACACAGGAAAAACAGGGAUGAUAUUCUGAUUUAUUUUUUUUUCAAUUAUUAUUUUAAAAAUUUAUUAGAA
Polistes dominula (European paper wasp) is the source of this 2374-nucleotide messenger RNA. RefSeq lists its product as uncharacterized. The record is from RefSeq and is a predicted model, not a curated record. Lineage: Eukaryota; Metazoa; Arthropoda; Insecta; Hymenoptera; Vespidae. Gene Ontology annotation, molecular function: protein binding.